AUGUAAUCGUGAUCCGAUCGCUGAACGAACCGUUGGAACGGACAUAAACCGCCGUUUUGUCGACUAUUCCCGUGCCCAACCACACCGAACCAGAAAAAAAACAUCAACAAUUUCCCCUCUUCUGCAAUGCCUCCUGCUAACCACAUCCAAACCUCGAGGAUUCUCUCCACAAUCCCUUGCAUACUUGGCUGCGUUACUUACAUGUGCAUUACACACACACGAAUUACACAUAUGAUGAGCCAAUUCCCUGCAUGCCAUGGGACGAACACCGCAGCUCCAGCCAAUCAGAAGCCCCGGGAUCCCCGCGUCUCGUUGACGUUCUUCUCUCCGCUCGUCCACGAACCAAUGUCGAAACAGGUUCCUAGACCAGGUUAUCGAAUCCUUGUCCUAAUAACCUAUCUAUGGUUUUACUCCUCAUUUCUACCUGCAUCUAGAGUUUAAUACUCAAUCUAUCAUCAUCUUGCUAAGGAAUCCCUUCUCUCUUUUCCCAAUAGGUAGAACCGCAACAUCACAUCACGCAAGACAAGAUUCUUACCUCCAAUAAAGUUAAUCAACUUACAUACGUACCUCCCAACAUGAGAUGAAGGAAGAUCGCAAUUCCGUGCAUACCGCUAUAUGCAGGCAGACACACACAGACCUUUGAUACCUCAUCAUUCAUAUUUGAUAUAUAUAGUUUUUGACGACUUGACAAGGGUACCAGAGUUUUCAUUUCCCCAAAUAUCUAGGCGGACAAUGAUCAAUGCUGUGCAGGUAUAUGUAAGUGUGUAUGCAUGCAUGCAUGCAUGCAUGUAUGAUUGCAUUUGAACUUUGUAAACAGGGUAACCGGAAAAGUUUAUUGAUAUUUCGUGACUGGAGUGAUAACCGAGAUGAUGCUGUGCAUGUAUAUAUGUAUGUAUGCUACAUGUACAUGAUAUGAUUAGAAAGAUUUUUCUGUUUCAAAAGAGAUGUAUUUGUGUCUGUGUGUCUGUGUCUGUGUGUGCCCUGCAUGUACCCUCUCUCUCUCUCUGGGCGUUUGCUGUAACUCAAUCCCGAUAUCCCUCCUUCCGUCCCCCUUGUCAUAACUCUAUUUCUCGUUGAGAUGAAGAGUCUGUGCAACGACUCGAAUGAAUGAGAAUGUAAGUUGUAUUGAGUGGAGAUUUUCGGGUGAGUCAUGGACUGGGUUGUUGGGGGUAGGUAGGGGGUAGGGUAAGGGGUAGAUGUGUGUGCGUCGACCAUGUAGAGGAAGAUUGUGCUGCUGCUGUUAUGCAAGAAAGAGAGACAAAGAAAGAUUUUUAAUCAGAUAGUUGCAUGGCCUGACAUUUCGUGCAUACGAGACUCCUGCUUUUUCUCUGAUUUGCAUCAAGAGAAAGUGAGGGAGCGGGGAAUUGGGCUUGCUUGUGUGAUGAAUUGGCUCCGCACUGUGAUUUGUGGCGAUUCAUCAUGAUUGUUUUGUGAGGUUGGAUUCAUGGAUUUGACUCUCUCUCUCUCUCUCUCUCUCUUCCUCUCUAUGUGUGGAUAUAGUGAAACGACAUAUCAAGACUCGACAAUACUCACCCUCUUUCUCUUCUACACUCAAUCAUCCAUAUCGCACCCUAUUCAAUCCACACAAAACUCCCCCUCCAUUAUCUUCAAAAUUCUUUUCCUUCCUUCCUUCCUCCAAAUUCUGACAGGAGCAAAUAGACGAGCAACAAACCUGCACGUAACCGCCACUCCCCGCAUACAUCCCCUGCCCUACCCUGCCCUACAUAUCCCCAAACCCAUCGCGCCCGUACAACAUAGCACAACAUACCCCCAUCCCUCCAUCUCUGCCGUUAAUCACUCCCUUCCCCCACCUAUCUAUAUAUACCCACCCUCCCUACAUUUCCCCUCUGUGCCCCGCCUUGGCAAAUCUGCACGCCACGCGUUAUCCGUCCGUUUGUACAACAAGGGCAUCAAAACAGGAAGACAAGGGUCUUGA
Molecule: messenger RNA, 1936 nt
Organism: Periconia digitata
Lineage: Eukaryota; Fungi; Ascomycota; Dothideomycetes; Pleosporales; Periconiaceae
Source: the annotation of a GenBank genome assembly